Molecule: messenger RNA, 5244 nt
Organism: Thecamonas trahens ATCC 50062
Lineage: Eukaryota; Apusomonadida; Apusomonadidae
Exons: 3
Coding region: 1-5244 (1747 amino acids)
Source: RefSeq, a predicted model, not a curated record
AUGGAUGUUGUCUACACUGCUCCGGGCUCCAACUCGGCGGCGUACAAGCUGAGCACUGGCGGAACAUCGUUCGGCGGUCAGGUCAGUUUCCCAACUCCGGCUCUCACCGGAGCGUGUGCUGCUGCAGUGGCGCAGCUUGACGGCUCGCUUGGCGCUGAUGUGGUUGUCUCGGCGCCUGGUGCGUCGGCACUUGUCUGGUUCGCCAACAGCGCGGGCCCGGUCGCCACGCCGUCGUUUGUGACUCCUGGCUCGUCGGUGGAUGCGUCGGCCAUGGGAAGCGGCGCGUGUGCGCUCGACUCGGGAGAUUUUGACGGCGAUGGUGACGUUGACCUGCUGCUCGGCGGAAGCGUUGGCGGCGGAUGGUUCGCCAACGACGGUGCGGGCACCUUUGCCCCUGCGACCAUGCUCUACACCGGCUCGGUCGGCGCGGUUGUCGCCGGCGACGUCGACGCCGACGCCGACAUCGAUGUGGCCAUCGGCUCGGUCGGCGCCGUCCGGGUGUACGUCAACCCGGGCGACGGCAGCUUUACCGUUGUCACGCUCUCUGUCCCGUUCUCGGCCGUCAUCACCUCGCUCGACAUGGCCGACUACUCGGGCGACGCCGCGGUCGACAUCAUUGUCGGCUCGCUCACUCCGUCGCGCAUUGGCUUCCUGGCCACCGUUGUGCCGGGCGUCUCGUUUGCGUCGUAUCUGGACAUCUCGACUCAGGCCGACGGGGUGACCGCUGUUGCCGCCAUCGACCUUCUCAACGACGGCGGCGCCGUCGAUCUCGUCUCGGCCUCGGUCAACGACGACGCCAUUGCCACCUACACCAACGCGCCGCUGGUGCCCAAGUACGGCACCGCGCGGGUUGUCUCCACUGCCGUCAAUGGCGUGUACUCGGUCGCUGCGGCUGACAUUGACGGUGACGGCGAUGUUGACAUUGUCUCGGCCGGCGAGUUCUCCUCGCGCAUCGAGUGGUACCCCAACGUCGACGGCAGCGGCCUCUUUGGCCUCGCCAACGUCGUCACCCAGUCGGCCUCUGCCGCCCGCUUUGUCGUCUGCGCUGACCUCGACGCAGACGGCGACGUCGACAUCGCCUCGGCCUCGUCGGGCGACAACACCGUGGCGUGGUAUCCCAACUCGGACGGCCGCGGCACCUUUACCUCGCGGCUCAUCAUCUCAGCCGCGGCCUCCUCGGUCCGCUCGCUCGGCCUGGUGGAUCUCAACGGCGACGGCGCGCUUGACAUUCUCGCCGCCGAGCGCGGCGCCAGCCGCGUCGCCGCCUACUACUACCUCGGCUUUGGCGCCUCCUCCUCCGCCUUCUCCGCCGCCACUGUCGUCGCUACCGGCGUCGGCGAUGCCAUCGACGUCGCGGGCGGCGACAUUGACAACGACGGCCUGCCCGACGUUGUCGCCGUUGCCGAGGCCGACAACAACAUCGAGUGGUUCAAGACCCUCCCCGGCGGCAUGUCGUGGGGCGCCCCGGUGGCUGUCGGCACCGCAAUUGGUCCGCGCGCGGUCGCGGUCGGCGACCUUGACGCCGACAACGACCUCGACGUGGCGGUGGCGGCGACCAGCGGCAACGAGCUGCUCUGGUUCCGCAACGACGCGCUCGGCGCGACCUGGACCACGACGGUGCUCGACUCGGCGCUUGACGGCGCCCGCGAUGUGCUCAUCGCCGACCUCGACUCUGACGGUGACCUCGACGUGGCCGCCGUCUCGCUCUUCAACGACAUUGUGGGCGUGGUCUUCAACAACGGCGGUGGCUCGUUCGCGCCGCUUGUGACGGUCGAUAGUGCCUUUGACGGCGCCAUCACGCUUGCUGCAGGUGACGUCGACGGCGACGGCGAUCUUGACCUUGUCUCGGGCGCCAUCUCAGUCGACACCGUCGCCUGGUUCUCCUUCCUCCGCCGCACCUCGUCGUUUGUCUACGCGCCGGCGUCGCGGGCGGUGGCCAUCGGCUCUACGCCGACCACGCCGGCGUGGUGGGAUUGCCAGCGGUCGUCGGUGCGGUGCCUUCUCGCCCACGCCUCGUCGGCCUCGCGCUGCGUCACCGACACCCUCGUCGUCCCGCCGGACACCACCUUUACCACCUGCCUCGCCGACGGCCACGCCCGCAUCACCUACCCGCUGGUCGUCUCUUCCGCCUCCGGCGCCACCAUCAACUGCUCCGCCACCGGCGGCGGCGUCCUCUUUGACGUCGGCCCGCACCCGCUGCCGACCGUCCCGCUCGCCGGCGCGCUCACCCUUGACAACAUCGAUGUCAUCGGCAUGACCACAGCCGCCGCCGCCCUCGACGGCGCCCCGGGCCUCCGUGUCGUCGGCAGCGGCGCCUCGCUCACCCUCCGCAACGCCACCGUGAGCGACGCGUCGUCGAGCUCCGGCUCGGGCUUGGCCUCGGUCCGCGCCACCGACAUCGGCCGCGGCGGCGCGCUGCUCGUCGCCUCGGGCGGCGUUGUCGACGCUACCCACUGCGUCUUCCGCAGCAGCUCGGCGAGCGAGCACGGUGGCGCCAUCGCCAUCCGCGACCCGGGCUCAAAGCUGAUGCUCAACGAGUCCCGCGUCGAGGGCUGCUCCGCGCCGCGCGGCGGCGGCGUGUACGCCUCGAGCGGCGCGGCCGUCUCAAGCGCUAGCUCCUUGUUUGCCGCCAACAGCGCGUCGCUGAGCUUUGGUGGCGGCAUCGCACUCGAGAACGGCGCCCACGGCUUGCUCAGCGAUGCCAGCUUUGCGCGCAACUCGGCAGCGUUGUGCGGCGGAGCAAUGUAUGUGACCGACACCUCCGAGCUCGCGGUGAGCGAGUCGAGCGUGACCGGGAACACGGCGCGGUACGGCGGCGGUCUGGCGACGGUGGCGGCCGACUCUGUGCUCUCGCUCGAGUCGGCGACGUCUUCGGCGGACGUGGUGGCGGGCAAGCUGCCGCUGGCGGCCGACUCGCGCAACACGACGCUGACGAGCGUGACCUUUGCCGACAACAAGGCAACCAACUACGGCGGCGGGAUGUUUGCCUGUGGCGCUGGGUUGGUCAUCGGCAACGGCGGCACCAGCUGGGCUUGGACCGACAACACCGCCAUCGACUCGCUGCGGGCGGUGCCGUCGGACGUCUUUGUCUGCGCCGCCACCAACGCAGCUGGCUCGGUAGUGCUUGGCAACCGCGACUCUGCCGAGGGCGUGUUGUGGACAACCUUUGCCGACAACACGUUUGCAGCUCUGAGCGGGGCGGCGAUCAAGGGUCCUGUGGCGUCGCUGGCGUGGGCGCCAGACGCUGCGCCGGCGGACGAGGUCCAGAUCGGUCUCCCGCUUGUGGGGCAGGUCAUCGCGACCGACGUGCUCGGCAAGCCUGUCGUCGACGGCCGGGUCCCCAUCCGCAUCGCCUUUAGCAACACCGGGCCGACGGUGACCCGCGGACUCGACACCGGCGUGCUCAACGGGAUUCCGACCACGACGCCGCCGGCGGCGGUGCGGAUCUUCAACUCGUCGGUGGCGACGACGCCGCUCCCGAUGACGUACACCUGGCAGCUGAGCGUGGUCACGUCGGCGGCCGGCGCCAUUGCCGUCCCGCCGCUCACCGGCUCGGUCGACCUCCUCGGGUGCAAACCUGGGCUCGGCGGCGUGGUCGAGCCGGACAACGAGGGCGGGAGCGAGGAUCUGAGCUUCUGCCGCGAGUGCGCGGCCGGCACGUUCUCGACGACCAACGGGACGCUCGGCCCGUGCGAUCCGAUUGUGCCGUGCACCGGCAACGCGCGCAACAUCGGAACCGAGCGGGUGUACAACUGCGUGUGCAAGCAGGGCUUCUACCUUGCGCGGGUCCAUCCCGAGCGCGGGCGCGAGUGUGACAAGUGCCCCGAGGGCGCGAUCUGCAACGAGGGCCUCAGCGAUCCGCUCCCGGCCAAGGGCUUCUUCCGCACCUCGCGGACGUCGUUUGUGCGGUGCCGGCGGCCGGCGUGCCGCGGCGGAACGCAAGGGUGCGCCACCGGGUACGAGGGCUUUAUGUGCAACGCGUGCUCCAAGAGGUACUACACCAAGGCCGAGUCGUGCCUCAAGUGCCCCGACGGCGACUCGGGCGCAGUUGCGCUCACCUUUAUGGGCGUUCGACGACCCAACCGCGAGGCCGAGCGGACGCGGCUCAUCCCGGCCACCAUCUCCAUGGUCCUCUUCGCCUUCCAGGUCGUGGGCCUUAUCUCGGAGACCAAGGCCGGUUGGCGCGGCGAGUCCAAGGACGCAACCGAGAGCUUCCGCAUCUUCAACCUCGACGUCAACGCCUUUGCGCUCGAGUGCGAGGUCACCGAUCCGUACGUGCUGUACUUUCUCAACCUCUCGCUCCCGCUGCUCCUCUUCCUUGUCUCGUUUGCCACCGUGGUGGGCCUCUGGCUGGUGAGGCACAAGGUGCCCAAGCUCGCGCUCACCUAUGGUGAUGCCUCCAUCAAGACGCUCUUCAACGUGACGCUUGUCGGCGUGGCGCCGCUGCUGCACAUCCCGCUCUCGCGGGCCGCGCUCUCGCUCUUCAACUGCGUCAAGCUCCCGGACGGCAACUUUGUCCUCGCAUCCGACCCGUCCGUGGUGUGCUUCAAGGGUGGGUGGUGGUCGGUCCUGCCGUUUGGCAUCGUCGUCGUCCUCCUCUGCGUCCUUGGCCUCCCGGCCUACUUUGGCCUCGUCCUCCACAACCGGCGGCACAAGCUCUUCCGCGAGAUCGUCUUUGUCCGCUACGGCGGUCUGUACAAGUUCUUCCGCGAGCCGUUCUACCUCUUUGCGGUCGUGGCCCUCGGUCGGCGUCUGCUCAUGGUGAUCACCGUUACCUUUGCCGGCGAGCUCCCGCUCCUCCAGCUCGCCCUCCUCACCGCCAUCCUCUUUUCGCAGCUCAUCUCGUCGCUCGAGGCCGAGCCGACUUUUACCUCACCUACAACGACACCGAGGCGCGCCUCAUCCUACGCCGAGCGCAACUCAACGACCAGCAUCGUCACCGCCAUCGACGUCUGUACCAUCACCGUCCUUGCUGCCAUUUGCCUCAUCGCCGUCUUGUCGCUUGGGACCGAGAUCUUCGAGAUCGUCCGCGAGAAGCGCGGCGAGUUCUCCGGCGAGAUCGAGCGGGCCCACCGGCUCGCCACUAUCCUCACCAAGGAGCUUCCGGACCUCGAGCCCGACGUGGCCACCAAGUUCAAGGCCGCCAUCGACUACUCGCUCCGCGAUCGGAAGGCCACGCUGUCGUCGUCCGUCUUUGAGGGGCCGGUCGAGCUGGACUACCUCGACUUGGACGAGUCUGGGUGA